Physella acuta is the source of this 751-nucleotide messenger RNA. RefSeq lists its product as uncharacterized. Lineage: Eukaryota; Metazoa; Mollusca; Gastropoda; Physidae. The record is from RefSeq and is a predicted model, not a curated record.
GCGGGAUGGAAAAAAAACCAACAACAACAACGUCGAAAUGUGUGUAUAUUCGUGUUUAACAGUUUUCACUGAAGCUGUUUUCUUCAAUCUCGUAGCAAGAUUUUUUUGCUCUUGACGUUCGAGUAUUUCAACCUCACAACAAACUCUUCAAGAUGGCCAAGAUGACGUCAUUCCUGUUGAUUGGACUAGUUCUUCUGCUGGUCAGCACCGUGUGUACUGCAGAUGACGUCGACGAUGUUGUAGAAAGAUCAAAGCGUGACGUAGCUGAAGAUCCACAGAUCCCAGAAGAUCAGCCAUUGACUGAAGAGCGUCAAAAAAGACAGACAAAUGAUGAAGACGAAAGUCAGCCAUCAACUGAACAGCGUAAAAAAAGACAGACAAAUGAUGAAGAUGAAAGUCAGCCAUCAACUGAACAGCGUAAAAAAAGACAGACAAAUGAUGAAGAUGAAAGUCAGCCAUCAACUGAACAGCGUAAAAAAAGACAGACAAAUGAUGAAGAUGAAAGUCAGCCAUCAACUGAACAGCGUAAAAAAAGACAGACAAAUGAAGACGAAGGUCAAACACCAACUGAACAGCGUAAAAAAAGACAGACAAAUGAAGACGAAGGUCAAACACCAACUGAACAGCGUAAAAAAAGACAGACAAAUGAUGACGUCGAUGAAUGAAAGUUUUCGAGGUUCGAGAACCGCUCUUCAAAUGAGACAAAAUGAAAUAUCUGGAGUUUUAGAAAUAUCUGUGCUUUGAAAUGCAU